Messenger RNA from Fundulus heteroclitus (mummichog), 4654 nucleotides. Its product is annotated as retinoic acid receptor gamma-A. Lineage: Eukaryota; Metazoa; Chordata; Actinopteri; Cyprinodontiformes; Fundulidae. The transcript has 8 exons. The record is from RefSeq and is a predicted model, not a curated record. Gene Ontology annotation, biological process: cellular response to corticotropin-releasing hormone stimulus; retinoic acid receptor signaling pathway; regulation of transcription by RNA polymerase II. Gene Ontology annotation, cellular component: nucleus; transcription regulator complex. Gene Ontology annotation, molecular function: RNA polymerase II cis-regulatory region sequence-specific DNA binding; zinc ion binding; nuclear glucocorticoid receptor binding. Bases 329 to 1780 code for a protein of 483 amino acids.
CAGAUAGUUGGCUGUGAGUGUGCUGGAGUGUGAGAGGCCCACAGAGCCAGCAAGAGGGGAGGUGAGAUCAGUUACAGCAGGCAGGGAGAACGCAGGCGGCCAAGCAAGUGAUCUGAGGAACAGAGACAGGCUGAGAUAAGGGGAGGCAGAAAGAGCCAGAAAGCAGAGGUUCGCUUCACGUGAGGAGGAACAGAGCAGGGCGACCGGAGAGGGCAGAGGCGAGGCAGAUAGGGAACACCUGGACCAAGCAGGGCAUUAGGUUACUCCACAGGAAGCUCCUCUCCGGACUCCUCUCCCAGCUUCACCGGUCUCUGCGCUCUGACACGACAUGUUCGACUGCAUGGAGGCUCUCGGGCUGGUGCCUCGGCCCCUCUUCGAUGUGUCCAGGCAGGGCUCCUGCAUGCUGGGCAAGGCCACCCCUUACUUCUCCAGGCUGGACCCUUUCGCUUGGACUGGGGCGAGCAGCGUUCAGUCGGUGGAGACGCAGAGCACCAGUUCAGAGGAGAUGGUGCCCAGCUCCCCCUCCCCUCCUCCUCCUCCCCGGGUCUACAAGCCCUGCUUUGUGUGCCAGGACAAGUCAUCUGGUUAUCACUACGGAGUGAGCUCCUGUGAGGGAUGCAAGGGAUUUUUCCGACGGAGCAUCCAGAAGAACAUGGUGUACACCUGCCAUCGAGACAAGAACUGUCAGAUCAACAAAGUGACGCGGAACCGCUGCCAGUACUGUCGGCUGCAGAAGUGCUUCGAGGUCGGCAUGUCCAAAGAAGCCGUGCGUAACGACAGGAACAAGAAGAAGAAGGACAUGAAGGAGGAGGUGGUGCUGCCCGAGAACUACGAGCUCAGUGGAGAACUGGAGGAGCUUGUUAACAAAGUCAGCAAAGCUCACCAGGAGACCUUCCCGUCACUGUGCCAGCUGGGAAAAUACACCACGAACUCCAGCGCUGACCACAGAGUGCAGCUGGACUUGGGCCUGUGGGAUAAGUUCAGUGAGCUUUCCACUAAGUGCAUUAUAAAGAUUGUGGAGUUUGCCAAGCGACUACCAGGCUUCACCACGCUCACCAUCGCUGACCAGAUCACCCUCCUCAAAUCUGCAUGUCUGGACAUCCUGAUGCUGAGGAUAUGCACCCGCUACACUCCGGAGCAGGACACCAUGACGUUCUCCGACGGCCUGACUCUCAACAGGACCCAGAUGCACAACGCCGGCUUUGGGCCCCUCACAGACCUGGUGUUCGCCUUCGCCGGGCAGCUGCUGCCUCUGGAGAUGGACGACACAGAGACGGGGCUCCUCAGCGCAAUCUGUCUCAUCUGUGGAGACCGCAUGGACUUGGAAGAGCCAGAGAAGGUCGACAAACUUCAGGAGCCGCUGCUGGAGGCCCUAAAGAUCUACACUCGGCGCAGACGCCCGAACAAGCCUCACAUGUUCCCCCGCAUGCUGAUGAAAGUCACGGACCUCCGAGGAAUCAGCACCAAAGGUGCAGAACGAGCCAUCACCCUCAAGACGGAGAUCCCCGGCCCCAUGCCGCCUCUGAUCAGGGAGAUGCUGGAGAACCCGGAAGCCUUCGAGGACAGCAGCGACUCCAGCGACAGCGCCUCGGCCGCUCCCCCGGCCAUCCAGGCCAUCAAGCAAGAGGAGAAGUCCACGUACGAGUCGGCCUUCGAGGAGGAAGAGGAGGAGGAGGAGGACGACUACUGGGACGAGGAGAGGGAGUGGGGGGCGGACAGCGACGGCGAGCCGUGGGCGGAGGCGGCGCAGAAGAAAGCGGUGGCGGGAAAGACGCAGUGAGAAGGACGGGCGACAGACCGCUGAGCCGCACAGGAGACGCGCGCCGCCUCACAGAUUUAGGCUCGUUAAUGACAUUUCUAGUAAUCUGUACAUACUGACUCCGAGGAAAACUGUUUUCAAUUCAAAAUAGGAAGCAAAUAAUCCAAGAGAAAAAGCACUACAUUUCAGUGGAUGAAUGAGGGCACCGUUAAAAGUAUCAACGUGACUUUUUUCAAAAGAUAUCUGAGAGCGUGACCCGGACAGAGCAGCAGGAAUGGCUGGGAGGAAGGAAACGAGCUCCCCGGCUGUCUCCUAUAAGGGCUAUGCUUCGUUAAAGUUGACAGUACGUUACAGCAGCUGAACUCUACAUGGUGUCCAUGUGCCACGAAUGUCUUCUCAGAAUUACUUCCAUUACUUCUCAGAGAUUAUGCAACUUAAUUUCAGUGUACAUUCUUCUUCUUCUUCUUUUUUUUUCUGAGCAUGUUACCUUUACGCCUCAUUUGUCUCUCGUUUUCUUUUUUUGGUAUGUUUUUUCACUCAUUCGACUCAACCCGUGAGAAGUUUGAACUUUAAUCUUUUUCAUUUCUGUUUUAUUGGGGGGGGGGAGUGUUGUUGUUUUUUUAAUAGUGAUAGAGAAACAGAUAGUCAUGAGCAGGACUCAAACUCAAAAAAAAAAAGUCAUAGUAACUUUUCAGUCAUGAAACUAUCUGACAGAGGAUAAAAUGAGAGAGAUCUCCAGCCUGUGUUUUAACUCUGGUGCCAAAUACGUAAAAAAAUUAAAACACAAGACGUAUCUUCACAUGCCAACCUUUAUAUAAAAGUAUAUGAACACUUGUGCAUCCCAACACCCACUUUAAAUCUGCAAAGGGUGGAUUUAACACCAUCCCUCACUCUCAGGUUAAGUCUCUCCCAAACUAAAAAGAACAACUCGUGAUGUAGCGAGUAAAAGUACCCAAACGGAUAUUAAAAUGGAUAAAUAAACUCAGGUGCAAGUGUGUGUAGCGAGUGUGCAAGAAGGAGAAAAAUCUAGAGUUAUUACAUUUGUGCCAACAUCUACAAUGAACUUUUUCAACAAUUCAAGCACCUGUGGGGUAAAAAGAAAAAUAAACAUUUUUUUAAAUGCCAAAUAUACUCUCCAGAUUUGUUUUCAAGCCAUAUGUAUGUAAUAACACAUUUAAAAGAUAAAGCUCUGGAAAAUGUGUCUUAAACUUUUGAAACCAAGAUUAACAUGAAUGACAAGGGUUUCACAACCCAUACUUGAUGAUCUGGACAGCUAUUAAUGUUUCAUAAACCCUGCUGUGAUUUUAGUGAUAUAAGGCCUUUAUUUCUACAUUUAAUCACCUUUUAAAUUAAUUAUGACGUAUCGUCAACGUGCUCCAAACACACUGAAUGGAUACAGAGCCGGCCCAAGAUUGUAAGGGUCCCUCAGCAGACGUGAAUGUGGGAACCCACAACCCACCGGUUUAAAUCGGAACUAUUUUUAUAUCUAGAAAUUAAUAAACGAAUAAAUCUAUAUUUUAAAUAUUAAGGAUUUUUUUGAAUAAUUUAAAAUUUGAAACUUUCAGAGCGACUUUAAGAGUAGCGUCACUGUUGGGAAACAUGAAGUUCUGAAAUCUGCACUUGAACAUGGAAAAGUCGGCAGUUAUGUUACGUUGAUAAAACAUCAUGAAAACUGGAGAUAUAAACUGUUAGCACUUCUAUUUGUAUUUCAUUAAACUAGUGCCCCACAUAGUGCCGUACAAACUUGUUUUAAUGUAAAAAAAUUUUUUUAGAGAAAUCCAGUGCUGUCAUGUUGCAUUGCAUAGUUAGCCCCACAACGAUGAGCAAAUCCUCUGAUUUUCCGACUUGCAACUGGAAUGUGUUCAACUUUGCAGAGACAUCGAUCCCAGAUCCGCAGUUUGACUUCUGAGACGAAACAAAAACGCCACGGGUUUGCUUCUGCCUUGGGCCGGCUCUGGAUACAAGAAACGGUUACUGGAGAAUUUAUUGGGAGUUUUGGAAUAACCAGGUUGCCUGUUGAAGCACAAAAUGAUAUUUUUAGCAAAAUAAAACAUAUUUAUUUCAGAAUAUGUAUAAAAUGAAUGGAACAAAUAAUGAAUAUUUGAUAUAAAAAAAACAACUAGUGUUGCGUACCAACCGUUUUCAGGAAGUGCUUCAUAUUAAAUAUAAGAAAAUAGUUAUGAUCAGAUCAAAAGCCAUUAAAGAGAAAGAAUCAAAACUAAACUGUCAGAAUUAGAUUUUAUUUGCUCUUGCAGGAUCUAAACAUUGUAACAAUUCUCAAACACACACACAGUAUCUGCAUAGCACCAGCCAAAAUAACACAUUUCGUGAUCUUUCCGGAUAAUAGCGAGUUUAUUAUUUCAAAAUACAUUCUUUGCUUGUGCUGUUUCUAGAACAUGUUAGUUAUCCUGAAUUUGAGCCGGUGCAAUAAAUUAACCAUGGAGGUUCCCGCCAAGGCUUCAAGCCAACAACCUUAUAUGCAUAAACAUGUAACAAUAUAAAAAUAAAAGACCAAAGACAGAUAAGUCACUUUAUGUUCAGCAGAAUUUUGCUUUUUCUUUCAAAUAAUGAAGCUGGAUCAAUCUCAUCUCUCUAACGUUUUUGUUGUUGCUGAUAUAUUUCUUUAAUAUUUUAUUCCAUGUUGUCCAUGUGUUCAGGGAGCGACAUUCUUCUUGUAUGUUCUCAGUUCUCAGAACCCAAAAUAGCUUUGAUGACUCUGACUAUUGCACACAGCUACAAACAACUCCAAAAAAACAAAAAAAAAAAACUGUGUUGAAAUGUUCCUCUCACAUUUCUAUGAGGAGCUGAAACCAUGUUUGCUUUUUUUAUUGCUUACUAUGAAAGGUUUUGUGAUAUUUCUUGUAUUUUGAUAAAGGCAAUUUUUGUUCUCAGAAA